GCGGGGAGCCCGAUAAGAUUCCCCGCCAUAAGCCUCAACUCUUCCUCCUUCACAUCUUCGCUCUCUUCAACAAUGGAUCGUUCUAACAAGCCCUCCGCCAUUGGCGUAGGUGCCUCUCUCCCGCAACCUACUUUAUCCAUCAAGGACAACAUCAUCGAAGCUUCAUUGCCCUCCGGUCAAUCCGUAACGGUGCACCUGUACGGUGCUACCGUGACCUCAUGGAAGACAAACGGCAAAGAGCAGCUGUUCUUGAGUGAAAAGGCUCAUUUGGAUGGCUCCAAGCCAAUCCGCGGUGGUAUUCCGCUCGUGUUCCCGGUUUUCGGCCCUCCUCCCAAGAAUCACGCAACCUCCUCCCUAUCGCAACACGGCUUUGCUCGUAACUCCAACUGGGAGUUCUUGGGCAAGUCAUCCUCGGAAACGCCUGGAAGGGACAGUGACCAGACCGACCUCACCGUGAAGCUGGAUUUCGGACUGUCGCACUCUAUGCUGAAUGAUGAAUUCCGUGAGGCCUGGCCUUAUGAAUUUGGCCUGGUCUACAGUGUUACACUCACCAAGGAUACUCUGGAGACAGCUUUGCAAGUCCGCAAUGAAGGCCAACAGAACUUCGAUUUCCAAACUCUGAUGCACACAUACCUCAAGAUCGCGGAUAUUUCCGACAUCCGCAUUAAGAACCUUGAAUCCAAGACCUAUAUCGACAAGACCCUCGACGCUACCUCUCAUACCGAGUCCUCUCCCGCUGUCGCCAUCACCCAAGAAACUGACCGUGUUUACCAGAGUCUUGACCCGGCCGUUCCAAUUGUCGUCUCUUCGGCUAAAGAUGACCAGCCCAUUUUCUCGGUUACUCGCGAGGCUUUGAACGAUGUCGUUGUCUGGAACCCCUGGAUUGAGAAGGCCAAGGGUAUGGCCGACUUUGGACCGGAUGAGGCGUACAAGAACAUGAUCUGUGUGGAGGCUGGUUCUGUGUCUGCCUGGCAGACCCUCGAGGCUGGAGAAGCCUGGGAGGGUGCUCAGAGUAUCAAGGCUCACCUGUAA
Penicillium nucicola is the source of this 1032-nucleotide messenger RNA. Its product is annotated as D-hexose-6-phosphate mutarotase. NCBI's taxonomy places the organism in Eukaryota, Fungi, Ascomycota, Eurotiomycetes, Eurotiales, Aspergillaceae. Gene Ontology annotation, biological process: carbohydrate metabolic process. The annotation marks the transcript as partial. The record is from RefSeq and is a predicted model, not a curated record. The transcript has 3 exons. Gene Ontology annotation, molecular function: isomerase activity; carbohydrate binding.